CUCACUCCUUGCUGGUCGCGUGGAGAAGCCCUUCUGGCUCCCCAAGGUGCAGGAAGGGCAGCUUCUCAGGAUGAUCCUCCUGGCUGUGCUCUUCCUCUGCUUCAUCUCCUCAUACUCAGCUUCUGUGAAAGGUCACACAACUGGCCUUUCACUAAAUAAUGACCGGAUAUAUAGGCUCACAUACUCCACUGAAGUUUUCCUUGAUGAGGGCAAAGGCAAACCCCAAGACAGCGUGGGCUACCGAAUUUCAUCCAGCGUGGAUGCUGUCCUGCUGUGGCGGAACCCUGAUGGUGACGAUGACCAGCUGAUCCAAAUCAAGAUAACAGACGUGAGAGUUGAAGAUGUGAAUCAAAAGAGAGGAGAAAGAAGCAUCUUCAGAGGAAAAACUCUUCCUAAACUCCUAGGAAAGCAAAACUUAGAGGCUCUGCAAAGACCUAUGCUCCUUCAUCUAAUCCGUGGAAAGGUCAAAGAGUUCUACUCAUAUCAAAAUGAGCCAGUAGCCAUAGAAAAUCUGAAGAGAGGCCUGGCCAGCCUUUUUCAAAUGCAGUUAAGCUCUGGAACCACCAAUGAGGUAGAUGUCUCUGGCAACUGUAAAGUGACCUACCAGGCCCAGGAGGAUAAAGUGGUCAAAAUUAAAGCCUUAGAUUCAUGCAAAAUAGAGAGGCCUGGAUUUACAAUCCAAAAUCAGGUCUUAGGUGUCAGUUCAAAAGCUACAUCUGUUACUACCUAUAAGAUAGAAGACAGCUUUGUGUUAGCUGUGAUUGCAGAAGAAAUCCAUGCUUUUGGACUGAAUUUCCUAAACUCCAUAAAAGGAAGAAUAGUAUCAAAGCAAAAAUUAGAGCUGAAAACAACUGAAGCAGGUCCCAGACUGAUCCCUGGAAAGCAGGUUGCCACCGUAAUUAAAGCAGUUGAUUCAAAGUAUACAGCCAUUCCCAUUGUGGGGCAGGUCUUCCAGAGCACGUGUAAAAAAUGCCCUUCACUCUCAGAGCACUGGCAGGCAGUCAGGAAGCACCUGCAGCCAGACAACCUCUCCAAGGCUGAGGCCGUCAGGAGCUUCCUGGCCUUUGUGCAGCACCUCAGGACUUCACAGAGAGAAGACAUCCUGCACAUCCUGAAAACUGCAAGUCAAGAUGUCCUCCCGCAGCUUGUGGACGCUGUCACCUCUGCUCAGACCCCAGCCUCCCUAGAAGCCAUUUUGGACUUUUUGGACUUCAAAAGUGACAGCACUGUGGUUCUCCAGGAGAGGUUUCUCUAUGCCUGUGGAUUUGCCUCCCAUCCUGACGAAGAGCUCCUGAGAGCUCUCCUCGGGAAGUUCAAAGGUUCCUUUGGGAGCAAUGACAUCAGAGAGACCGUUAUGAUCGUAAUCGGUGCCCUUGUCAGGAAGCUGUGUCUGAAUGAAGGCUGCAAACUCAGAGCAGUAGUGGAAGCCAAGAAGUUAAUCCUUGGAGGACUUGAAAAGCCAGCAAAGAAAGAGGACACCAUGAUGUACCUGCUGGCCCUGAAGAAUGCUCUCCUUCCAGAGGGUGUCCCGCUGCUGCUGAAGUACGCAGAGGCUGGGGAAGGGCCCAUCAGCCAUCUGGCCACCACCACUCUCCAGAGAUACGAUGUCCCCUUCAUCACCGAUGAGGUAAAGAAGACCUUGAACAGAAUAUAUCAUCAGAACCGCAAAGUUCAUGAAAAAACUGUACGUACUGCCGCAGCAGCUGUCAUUUUAAAGAACAAUCCAUCCUACAUGGACAUAAAAAACAUCCUGCUUUCUAUUGGGGAGCUUCCCAAAGAAAUGAAUAAAUAUAUGCUUGCCAUGAUUCAAGACAUUCUACGUUUUGAAAUGCCUGCAAGCAAAAUUGUUCGCCAAGUUCUCAAGGAAAUGGUCGCUCACAAUUAUGACCGAUUCUCCAAGAUUGGAUCCUCUUCUGCCUUCACCGGCUACAUAGACCGUAGCCCCCACUCGGCAUCCACUUACAGCCUUGACAUCCUUUACUCCGGUUCUGGUAUUCUGAGGAGAAGUAACCUGAAUGUCUUUCAGUAUAUCGGGAAGGCUGAUCUCCAUGGUAGCCAGGUGGUCAUCGAAGCCCAAGGGCUGGAGGGCUUGAUUGCAGCCACUCCCGAUGAGGGUGAGGAGAACCUGGACUCCUAUGCUGGCCUGUCUGCCAUCCUCUUUGAUGUUCAGCUCAGACCUGUCACAUUCUUCAAUGGUUACAGUGAUUUGAUGUCUAAAAUGCUGUCUGCAACUAGUGACCCUGUCAGUGUGGUGAAAGGACUUAUUCUACUAAUAGACCAUUCUCAGGAGCUUCAAUUGCAAUCAGGACUAAAGGCCAACAUAGAAGUCCAGGGUGGUCUAGCUAUUGACAUUUCAGGAGCAAUGGAGUUUAGUCUGUGGUAUCGUGAGUCUAAAACCCGAGUGAAAAAUCGGGUGGCUGUGGUAUUGACUGGAGAUGUCACGGUGGAUUCCUCUUUCGUGAAGGCUGGCCUGCAAUCCAGGACUGAGUCCGAGGCUGGCCUAGAAUUUGUCUCCACAGUGCAAUUCUCCCAGUAUCCAUUCUUGGUCUGCAUGCAGAUGGACAAGGCUGAUGCUCCGCUCAGGCAAUUUGAGACAAAGUACGAGAGGCUGUCCACGGGCAGAGGCUACGUGUCUCGGAAGCGAAGAGAAAGCCUCCUGGCCGGCUGUGAGCUGCCCCUGCACCAGGAGAAUGCCGACAUGUGCAAUGUGGUGUUCGCCCCACAGCCUGAGAGUGCCUCCGGUGGAUGGUUUUAAAAGCUGACCUGUGACAUUUCGCUCAAAGCUUCCCCCAAAAGGGAUGUGAUGUGUCAUGCCUACGUACUUGCUCUCUGAGAGCACAGUGUUUACAUGUUUACCUGUAUUUAAGAGUUUUGUAAAAAGCUGAGAAAAGCUUCAGUUGAUUAGAUUCAGGCCCAUGUGGCUCACAGCCAGUGUCCCUUCCAGUCAUCCCAUGACAUUUCCAUCAUGUGACACGGCAGCCUUAAUUUCCCUGCUCGUCUCACAAUUCCCUUCAACCCAGUAAAAGUAGUGCUGCUCUAAGAAGAAGCUAGUGCUUGCUGACAAGUAAAACAUAAACAAAGCCACCCAUACAAGAGGGUCUCAUUUUUUUUUUUAAUACUUUCAAUGUAUAGAAAAAAAGCCUUUGACAGAGCCUUAGGUAUGGCUCUAUUUCUACAAAACAUUGCCUAUUCUGGGAAUAAAAGCCUGUUGUUGUUUUUUUUUUUCUUUCUUCUCUUGAGGGCAGUGGGUGCACAGAGAGGGUGGGUAUAAGACUUUUGAAAGGAUUUCACUAGCCAACCUAAGAAUUAGUAUUUAUACUUCUGUGACUGAUUUUUGUCAAGAACUGAGGAGAAGCACAGAACAGGCCACGCAAUGAUGCCUCAGACCACACCAGGAACACCGGCCUGGGCACAUGGGGUGAGAACUGGCUCCUGAACCACUGUUAGCUCAUCCUUAUGCUGAAUCUUUUAGAUUCCAAGGUGACCACUAACUUUAUAAGGGAUACCCCACAGUUCUCCCCUUUCUCUAUGUGGCAUGUGUUUUAUGGCAUGAUAGCCAGUUCUUUUACAAACUGGCAAAUUUGGACUUUAAAAAUAUGUUAUGAAAUAAAGAGUCUCUUUAUUUGUAUGAAUUUAAAAAGUUAUGUUGGCUAUUUUAAAAUAUUUAUUAAUGAAAUGGACAUAUUCACUGUGAUAAACCCCAAAAGAAAUGACAGGCACUCCUUUGCCUUCCGUACACACAGGCAAUGUGGAAGUUUAAUCCCCACAGAUCACUGUGCACUGAAAUGAUGGGUGAUAAAAUAAAUGUGUGGAAAUCUUA
This is a messenger RNA of Octodon degus (degu), 3820 nucleotides long. RefSeq names its product microsomal triglyceride transfer protein (gene Mttp). Gene Ontology annotation, cellular component: endoplasmic reticulum; Golgi apparatus; basolateral plasma membrane. Gene Ontology annotation, biological process: cholesterol homeostasis; lipoprotein metabolic process; lipid transport. The transcript has 18 exons. Lineage: Eukaryota; Metazoa; Chordata; Mammalia; Rodentia; Octodontidae. The record is from RefSeq and is a predicted model, not a curated record. Gene Ontology annotation, molecular function: lipid binding. The coding region runs from base 71 to 2755 and encodes 894 amino acids.